This is a messenger RNA of Pogoniulus pusillus (Red-fronted tinkerbird), 4995 nucleotides long. RefSeq names its product relaxin family peptide receptor 3 (gene RXFP3). The transcript has a single exon. Gene Ontology annotation, molecular function: C-C chemokine receptor activity; C-C chemokine binding. NCBI's taxonomy places the organism in Eukaryota, Metazoa, Chordata, Aves, Piciformes, Lybiidae. The record is from RefSeq and is a predicted model, not a curated record. Gene Ontology annotation, cellular component: external side of plasma membrane; membrane. Gene Ontology annotation, biological process: positive regulation of cytosolic calcium ion concentration; calcium-mediated signaling; immune response. Bases 1 to 1341 code for a protein of 446 amino acids.
AUGGGCGAGCCCUGCGAGCACGGGGACUGCUCGCCAGCCGGCGGCGUGAAGAAAGAAGUGGACUCUGAGUCCUGGGACGUGCCGCUGGGUUUCCUGGAGGGCGUCCAGAUGGCCAACAGGAGCAACAUGUCCUUCCUGCAGUUUCUCAAAAACAUCAACCUGGAGCGAGCCGACGGGAUGCAGGGGGACAGCUCCGACGUGGUUCGGAUUGUCAUCUCCCUGGUAUACUCCGUGGUAUGUGCCUUGGGGCUAGUGGGUAACCUGCUGGUGCUCUACCUAAUGAAAAGCAAGCAAGGCUGGAGAAAGUCCUCCAUCAACCUCUUUGUGACCAGCCUGGCAGUGACUGACUUCCAGUUUGUGCUCACCUUGCCAUUCUGGGCUGUGGAGAAUGCGUUGGACUUCAACUGGCUCUUCGGCAAGGCUAUGUGUAAGAUCGUCUCUUAUGUGACAGCUAUGAAUAUGUAUGCCAGUGUCUUCUUUCUCACUGCCAUGAGUGUGGCUCGGUACCGCUCUGUGGCUUCAGCCUUGAAGAAUCAGCGUCGAGGUGACCCUCUGGGUGGCUACUGCUCUGCUAAGUGGCUUUGUGCACUCAUCUGGCUGUCAGCUAUUCUGGCUUCCCUGCCCCAUGCCAUUUUUUCCACCACUGCCACUGUCUUUGAUGAUGUCCUCUGCCUUGUCAAGUUCCCUGAGGGCCGAGGCAACAAUGCACAGUUCUGGCUGGGUCUCUACCACAUCCAGAAGGUGCUGCUGGGCUUUGUGGUGCCGCUGGCCAUCAUCAGCCUCUGCUACUUGCUCCUGGUGCGCUUCAUCAGUGACAAGCACGUCGGCAGCACCUGCAGCGGCCCCAGCAGCAAGCGCCGCUCCAAAGUGACUAAGUCAGUGUCCAUUGUGGUAUUGUCUUUCUUCUUGUGCUGGCUGCCUAACCAAGCGCUCACAACGUGGGGCAUCCUUAUCAAACUCAACGUGGUGCACUUCAGUUCUGAGUACUUCUUAUCCCAAGUGUACCUCUUCCCCAUUAGUGUGUGCCUGGCACAUUCCAAUAGCUGCCUCAACCCCAUCCUCUACUGCCUCAUGCGCAGGGAGUUUCGGAAGGCCCUGAAGAGCCUCCUCUGGAGGAUCACCUCCCCUUCCCUCACCACCAUGCGUCCUUUCACUGACACGACCAAACCUGAGCAGGAGGAGCAGGCUCUGCAUGCCUUGGUGCCUGUCCACCCUGUCACUGCUUCUUUCCCUGCUGCAGCUGUCCAGCCAGAGGUGGCCUACUACCCGCCUGGGGUGGUGAUGUACAGCAGCCGCUAUGACCUGCUGCCUGCUAGCUCCACGGAGCAGCAGCGCUACUGAAAUGGACAUAAGGCUCUGGGGGGUGAGACUGGGGUCUGUGCGAGAUGUAGCCCUGGGAUACUGAAUGCCUAGUAGGGACAAAGGGAGGAGGGAUGGGUUAAAGGAGGGCUUCUGAGUGAGAGGCUCCUUUAAGGUUGUGUCUGCUCUUGGAAGCUUGCUGAUGGAAAUUGUCUUGAAAAUGUGCCCCAGACUCGAGAAAAGGAGUAGGAGAAGAUUGGUGAUUGGGGUGUCUCUAGGAGAUUUUUUUACUGCUUGUGCUCUUCUGGGGAGGGUGAUGAGGCUCUAGCCAGGCAGGAUACAAGGUGUGCAGGGCAUGAUAGGGAGAAAAGAGACUGGAUGGGAUAGAUCAAGGUUGAUAGGCCUCAGCCAUGCCCUCCAACCUGAAGGCACAAGCAGCAAGGAACCAGCAGCCUUCUUGUCCCUGUGCACGUAGUUGAGGCAGGGAGAGGGGGCUUCUGCAUAACACUGCCAAUCCUGCUGUGGUUACUGCUCCCCACGCUCCAGUGAGGGCACAAAGAUCAGGUAGCCUGUGUCCUGUUUCAUACCUAUCCUCACAAGAACAGCCAGAAGAGGUAGGUACAAAGCUCCCACUUGUUCAGAUCCCUUUCUCCCUUGUCCCCUUUCCCUUUUCUUAGGGACCCAGGAAAGAAAAGGGAAAAGGAACACAGUUCUCCCCCACAGAUCUGUGUAGGAUCUGCUUUUCCAAUUCCUUCUAUCCCCUCUGCUGCUGCCAGGAUACAGAGUAACCCAGACAGCCAAGGAGAAACCCAAGGACAGUACUUGUGGCUUCGUGGAGAGGUGCUGCUUUGCCUAGAUUUGAGAGGGAUGGUAUGAGCUCCCUGAUGUUGUGUUCCCCAGCUUCUCUCGAGGCUUCUGGAACAGACAGGGGAGCCACAGCCCCAGACCAUGUGUCACAAGACAGGCUUCUCUCCCAGGGCACUGAAGCUGCAGGCUUUAUUCCUGCUGUGCUUCAGACUGUAUUUCACUCCAGGAAAACAGCACAACUGUAAAUUAAAAAAGGGGGGGAAAAACCCAAGUCAUAGCUACUUCACACAGCUUGCUUUGGAAUACUACUGGGUUUAGCUAAAACCAAACACAAAGGCUUUUGUUCUGCCAGAGUGUUUGUUAAGGGUAUAUACUGAUACUUGCCAGUGUUUAAAUUAACUCCAAUUCCUCUGGUGUGAGCAGCCCUAGAGUUUAGUGCUCUCACAUCCUGGAGAAAGGCAGGCAGAAUGCCUGUUCCAGACUGUGGUCCAGAGAAGCAUAUGGGAAAUAAUUUGGUGUUGAUCUGAAAUGAACUUUUAAGAGCAUGAGAGGGGAAAAAAAUGCAAUUUUAAACUGUGAAACUUUUUAUUAUAAGGUUACAUAUUUACUCUUUUAAAUAUUUUCCUUUAACUAUUUGAAAUGGAAAUGACCAAACACUUAUUUUGAAAGAUGAAAAAAAUGCAGCAGUUAUUUGUUUUGUUGUCAAAACACAAGUUUGUUAGUCUCCAAUACUGCAUAUGGGGUGAAUAUAUAAAUGCAAUAUUCAAACUACUUAUCCUUUUUCAGCCCCUUCCCCUGCAGCCUAAGUCCAACACCUGCUUGACUGCUAAAAAAGCAUUUGUGCAGAGGCUUGUUUGUCACUGCUGGGUACUGAUGUGGCAAAAACUUGCUGUUUCUAUCUAGAGAAAAAUUGCAGUGUCGUUAAUUGCUUUGCAAUUUAGGUUUACUGUACAUGUCAGUAACUCCUGUUGUAAAAUUCAGAUUUGGUCUGGAAGCAGCCGGUUCUGCCACUUGCAAGGAGAAGCUGUAGUUCUGUUUUGGGCUUUUGUUUUCCAAAGCAGAAGAAGCCAUGGGUGCUUGUGAAAUGGAAAAGAUACCGGUGAACAGCAGAAGUGAGCUAGCAGCUGAUGGACAUGCUUAUACAAAUGCUAAGACUCUAAAGAAAUCAGGCAUAUCCACAGAAGAACUUGUAUUAAAGUACUGUACAACUGCCCUUCUAAGUUCCUAAAUCCUGACUUGGCUGCCAGUUGAAGUCUAUAGGUACUUACAUUUUUUUCUAGUACAAUUUUAUGUGCCUAGAGUCUGCUUCUGAGCAUGCCGAAAUCUGCUUAAUUCUGUAGCGUUUAUCACUGUGCUAUAUGGGGAUCUCUCAGUCAGGACUGGCUGCAGUGUGCAUCCUACACAAGGGAGGCAGAUCUGCAUCCCAACACACUGUGCCAGGAGGGACUGGAUUGUAAACUUAAUUCACUCCGCCCAUCCCUUUAUAUCUGUGCCUAGAUAUGCUUCUGUCCCAGUUUCAGUGCAUGUGCAGAUCGUAGUCCUUCCUUUCCCUUUAAAGACACUAAAUAAGUGGGCAGAGAUUUUGCCCACAGCCUAGGAAUCUCAGCUUCCCUUCAUCCACAUACCUGGGGAAUGUCUAAAUUGCUAGGCUACUCCAUGAAUGUGCUCAAUCCUCUGGCUGUUCUUUAUUGCAUGAGUUGCUCACCACUGAUGGCUUGUGAAGAGAAAGCAAGCCUUUGAACACUACUUUGCAGCAUCGUGGACAGGCUGUGAGCCCCAAAGAGGUGGUGUCAAGAUUCAAGAUGUCAAGAAGGAAAAAACUGCUCCAGGUCUGGAUUCUAGAUCUGCCUGAGGAAAAAAAUACUAACUUGCUCUGAGUUCCUGGUUCAACUGAAGUUUCAGUAUGCCUUGAAAGAGCCUGAGAGCUUUCUAGACCUGUAAAUCUAGCAGCCUAAUUUGUCAAAGGAUUUGCAAAAAAAAAAAAAAACCCCAGCAUUUGGGACUCAUUUUCUGAGAGAAAGCUCUAAUGCCUCUGCUAGCAGAUGAAGAAAGCUCCACCGUUUUGUGAAGGUAGCCAUGAACACUUAACUCCCGAGCUCAGAGACAUCUAACUGUGUCUCUAUAGGCCAGGAGAAAUUACCUCAAGUAAGAAAAGGGGAUGAAUCUCAAAGCCAGAAUCUGCUCUUAGUGCUUGAUUUUAAACAGCAUUGGUUUCUUGCUUGGCUUCCUGAAACUUUAAUCCCUGUGCUGAUGCUUAAAUGUUCUUGUGCAUUACAUGAAAAGCUGUCCAGGUGUCUAAAGCAUAAAUACAAAAUUUGCCAAACAGCAAACUCCCUACAAGACAUCCUCUGCCAUGCUGAGCAUGCAAAAAACACUUUUGUAGAUAUCAGUGUAGAGACAAUUUUACGCCAGCAAAACAAUACAGUAGAAUAGGUGAUAGAACAAACCAUAGUGAGCCCAGAAUAUCAGCAAGAUGCCACGCUCAGAGGAAGCCCCGGGUAUCUGAUUACUAAUGACACACCUUGCACUGGCAAAUCACCACAACUGGCCAAACACCAGAAUGGCAGCUCAGGGGUGCAGGUGAGGGUCUCCCCAGCACGGCCAAGGAGCUGUGUGUGAAUAGAGAGAAAUGUUGUUUCGGAUGUGCUACCCAGUGCUCUGAGCGUGCACACAGCAGCAAGUGUGUGGCCCCAGCAGAGAGCUGUUUCAGCUCCGUCCUGGACGCGACUUGUUAACACCAAAUCUUCCGGGUAGCUGUGGGUUUCCUAAGCAAUCAGUUCAGUGCUUUUUGAGAACACACAUGUUUCCUCCAAAUGUUCAUGUCUUGAUUUGUAAUUAUCGCCUUUACAUUGGACUCAAAUAAACACCGCUGAAGGAUACAAAACAGUA